This is a messenger RNA of Aspergillus japonicus CBS 114.51, 2108 nucleotides long. RefSeq names its product peroxin PEX13 (gene pex13). The record is from RefSeq and is a predicted model, not a curated record. Gene Ontology annotation, molecular function: protein binding. The transcript is spliced from 3 exons. Gene Ontology annotation, biological process: protein import into peroxisome matrix, docking. Lineage: Eukaryota; Fungi; Ascomycota; Eurotiomycetes; Eurotiales; Aspergillaceae. Bases 393 to 1712 code for a protein of 439 amino acids. Gene Ontology annotation, cellular component: peroxisomal importomer complex; peroxisome; peroxisomal membrane.
CCCAGACUGCGAUCAAAUCGAUCAAAUCGAUCAAAUCAACCUCGGCCCAGCGGGUGGGCCGCCGACCGAGAGACGGUUAAAGCAAACCACAUGCAGCGGCAGUUCUUUUCUCCUCUUUGUGACUCCACCUUCUUCCCUCCACUCUCCACCGCCUCCCAACUCCAUCUUUACCUUUUACCUACUAACGCUUGGCUCUAUCUCGCUCUCUCAUUCUCGCUCUCCUCUCUCCUCACUCCACCCUCCUCUCCUCUCCACACUCAAACAACUACUGUCCUUUCCCAGUUCCCAUCCUCUCGACUUCCCAUCCCACUCCCAGUCUCGCCCGACCAGCCUUUCGCGGGUUUUCCUGCCCAUGCGAGACUGUUGAGGUACCAUCACAUUCCCGCUGAUCAAUGGCCUCGGUUUCGCCACCCAAACCGUGGGAAAGGGCCGGCGCUACGGCCGGAUCUGUCGCAACCACUACACCCGUAACAGCUGGUCCAGCAACGAUGACGGCCUCCUCUUCACCAGCCUCGGCUGCAACUGUCGGCGCCGCUCCAACCUCCACAUCUGCUACCCCUGAUCUCCCAUCUCGUCCCGACACUCUGAAUGCCGUCGUGAACCGCACAGCGUCCAAUUACUCGCCAUAUGGAGCUUCUCGGCUAGGCACCAGUCCCUACGGAGGCUAUGGUGGCUACGGGGCCUACUCUUCACCAUACUCUCGCUUCGGGACGAUGGGCUCCAUGUAUGGCGGCUAUGGAGGCUACGGCGGGAUGUACGGUGGCAUGGGAGGGAUGUAUGGCGGCGGCAUGUCUGGAGAUCCGAACGACCCGAACAGCCUCACCAACUCGUUCAGUCAAAGCACCCAGGCGACUUUCCAGAUGAUCGAGAGCAUUGUCGGUGCGUUUGGUGGUUUCGCCCAGAUGCUAGAGAGCACCUACAUGGCGACCCACAGCUCGUUUUUCGCCAUGGUCUCGGUCGCGGAGCAGCUUGGAAACCUCCGCAACACCCUGGGUUCCGCUCUCGGCAUCUUCACCCUGAUCCGCUGGUUCCGAACCCUGAUCGCAAAGAUCACCGGCCGUCCGCCGCCGGCGGAUGCUACGGCGCUCACGCCGGCUGCCUUCGCGGCUUUUAUGAAUGGGCGCUCCGUCGCUGCGACCCUGCCCGAUGGCUCUCCCGCCCCGCCGAAGCCCUCGAAGAAGCCUUUCUUCAUGUUUCUGAUUGCCGUCUUCGGUCUUCCGUACCUCAUGGGCAAGCUCAUCAAGGCUCUCGCACGCUCGCAGGAGGAACAGCGUCGUCAGAUGAUGCUCGGGCCGAAUGGCGAGCCCGCGCAGCAGGCCCCACUGGAUCCCUCCAAGCUCGACUUCUGCCGCGUGUUGUAUGACUACACUCCCGAGGCGCAGGAAAGCUCUGGGAUUGACCUGGCCGUCAAGAAGGGCGACAUUGUCGCUGUCCUCGGCAAGACGGACCCCAUGGGUAACGCGUCGGAGUGGUGGCGGUGUCGGGCCCGGGACGGUCGUGUCGGAUACCUCCCUGGACCGUACCUGGAAACCAUCCAGCGUCGUCCCCAGCAGCAGGCCAUCACUUCGGGCAGUGAAGCCAACAGCCGCAGCAACUCGCUGCGCGCUCACGUGACGGAUGAAGUGACGGACGCGACCGUCAAGCCCGAGUUGAAGGGCAAGAUGGGCGACAUCUCGCCAGAGAGCUUCCAGAAGAGUGCAUUCUACUCGUGAUUCGCCUUUACUUCUGCUCGACCUCACGGGCUUCUACUUUGCACUACCCUCUGGCUCAACAUCAUAAUCUCUUUCUUUUUUUUUUGACUUUUCUUCAUUCACAGACAGCACGGACUGCGGUGGAUGCCGGCCCGGGGACGCAACUUAGGUCGAUUGAUUUGACGACGCAUGUUUUUCUCAGUGUUCUUCUAUUUUUUUCUUUUCUAGCGUUGGGCAUGAUUCAUGGUUCAGAUGUACUUCUUACUAGUUGUUUUAGCGAAACGGAAGAGACGCACGACAUGUCGCAUGUGCUCUUUCCAGUUCUCACCAUUGAUUUUGAUUUGAUUUCCUUGGGGUGUUCCAACCGGUGUACAGGAGAAUAAAAUUGCUUGCUGCGAAUGCGAGACGAUUACAACA